CAGCCCCGCCCGGCCCAGGUGGAGGCGGCGGCGCUGCCGCGGGACCGGCACCGGGAGUGGCACCGGGGGCAGGACCGAGGAGGAAUUCAGCCGUGUCCCGGGGCUCCCGUGUGUGAAGGACGGAGGCAGAGGAAGGCUGCCGUGGGUGUUUGCCAUCACUGCACAGGAUCCUGUCACUCUUAUGAGCACAGCCAGGGACACUGGGUGUUCACUGUGGUGAUGUCCCACUGAUGAAGCUCCAUCUCUUACGGGGACUCAGCCUUUCCUCGCACACAAGCUCCUGGGGGAAUACUUCUCCCGCUGUGGCUGACUCCCUGCACCCUGCCAGCCUGCCGACCACCACCGGCCCGAGAUGUCAGCCGGGGACAAGAACGGGGGCAGCCGCUCCAGCAGCAGCCGCCUGCAGAGCAAGAAGCCGCCCAACCUCUCCAUCGUCAUCCCACCCCGGGAGGCCGAGGAGGAUGGUGCCCACAAGGAGCCCUCCAAGGUGCCCAUCUACCGCAAGAGCAAGAGCCUGCAGGAGCCCCGCCCAGAGCGCCGGCCCGGCUUCCGCCGGCAGACGUCCCUGUCCCAGAGCAUCCGCAAGGGCACAGCGCAGUGGUUCGGCGUCAGCAGCGACUGGGAGGGGAAGCGGCAGCAGUGGCAGCGCAAGAGCCUGCAGCACUGCAGCAUGAGGUACGGCAAGCUGAAGCCUGCCUAUCGCGACAUGGAGCUGCCCAGCCAGGAGGUGCCCUCCUUCCAAGCCACCGAGUCACCCAAGCCCGCCAAGAUGCCCAAGAUCGUGGACCCGCUGGCCAGGGGCCGUCCCUUCCGCCAUCCCGACGAGACCGACCGUCCCCACACGCCCCACCACGUGCUGCCCCCGCUCACCCCCGGCGUUGUCUCCUUGGCCUCCUUCAACAGCAUCCGCUCGGGCUACGGCCGCCUGCCGCGCAGGAAGAGGGAGUCUGUCGCCCACAUGAGCUUCAAGGCGGCAGCAGCCCUCCUCCGUGGGCGCUCUGUCCUGGAGCCACUGGCUCCCAAGCAAAGGAGCAAGAGGAGCUUCCUGUACCCCAGCUUCAUGGACGAGGACAUGGUGGAUGCUGCUGAUACCCUGGACUCGUCCUUCUUCAGUAAGAUGGACAUGCACGAUGAGACAUACUCCAUGCCCGAUGACGUCUUUGAGUCACCUCCUCUAUCAGCCACCUACUUACGCAUGCACCAGGUGGCAGAGGAAGCCAGGGUGUCCCCUGAGGUGGAGCAGCCCACCCCGCGGGAGGGUGUCCGGCUGGCUUCGGUGUCGGGCGGCGCAGGCCCGGCUCCGCGGCGGGGCAGGCGCAUCGCCUCCAAGGUGAAGCACUUCGCCUUCGACCGCAAGAAACGCUACUACGGGCUGGGGGUGGUGGGCAAGUGGCUGAACAGGAACUACCGGCGCAGCCUGAGCAGCAUCGUGCAGUCCCAGCUGGAGAUCACCGACAGCCACCGGCCGUAUUUCACAUACUGGAUCACCUUUGUCCACAUUCUCAUCACCCUGCUGGUCAUCGGCACCUACGGCAUCGCCCCCAUUGGCUUCGCCCAGCACGUGACGACAGAGUUAGUGCUGAGGAACAAGGGUGUCUACGAGAGUGUCAAGUACAUCCAGCAGGAAAACUUCUGGAUUGGGCCCAGCUCGAUCGACCUGAUCCACCUGGGAGCCAAGUUCUCCCCCUGCAUCCGGAAGGACCGGCAGGUGGAGCGGCUGAUCCAGCGCGAGCGGGACCGGGAGCGGGGCUCCGGCUGCUGCGUGCAGAACGACAACUCAGGCUGCAUCCAGACCCUGCCACAGGACUGCUCGGAGACACUGGCAACGUUCAUCAAGUGGCCGGGCAGCAAUGCACCAGCCAUGGGCUCGGGAGAGAGGCGGACCUCGGGGGCUGUGUGUCACCAGGACCCCAGGACAUGUGAGGAGCCCGCAUCCAACCCACCCCAUGUGUGGCCGGAUGACAUCACCAAGUGGCCGAUCUGCACCUACGAGACCAAAACCAACCACACGGGCUUUGCCCACCUGGACUGUGAGAUCAAGGGCAGGCCCUGCUGCAUUGGCACCAAGGGCAGCUGCGAGAUCACCACGCGGGAGUACUGCGACUUCAUGCACGGCUACUUCCACGAGGAGGCAACGCUCUGCUCGCAGGUGCACUGCCUGGACGAGGUCUGUGGGCUCCUGCCCUUCCUGAACCCGGAGGUCCCUGACCAGUUCUAUCGCCUGUGGCUGUCCCUGUUCCUGCACGCCGGCAUCAUCCACUGCCUGGUGUCGGUGACGUUCCAGAUGACGGUGCUGCGGGACCUGGAGAAGCUGGCAGGCUGGCAUCGCAUCUCCAUCAUCUUCAUCCUCAGUGGCAUCACGGGCAACCUGGCCAGUGCCAUCUUCCUACCCUACAGGGCAGAGGUGGGCCCUGCCGGCUCCCAGUUCGGCUUGCUGGCCUGCCUCUUCGUGGAGCUCUUCCAGAGCUGGCAAGUGCUGGAGAAACCCUGGAAAGCCUUCCUCAACCUCUUUGGCAUCGUCCUCUUCCUCUUCAUCUGCGGCCUCUUGCCCUGGAUCGACAACAUCGCUCACCUCUUCGGCUUCCUCAGCGGGCUCCUGCUGUCCUUCGCCUUCCUGCCCUACAUCACCUUCGGCACGCUGGACAAGUUCCGCAAGCGGGCCAUGAUCAUCGUGUCCCUGCUGGUCUUCGUGGGGCUCUUCGCCUCGCUGGUGGUGUGGCUCUACGUGUACCCCGUGAACUGGCGCUGGGUGGAGUACCUCACCUGCCUGCCCUUCACCAGCAAGUUCUGCGAGAAGUACGAGCUGGAGCAGGUCCUGCACUGACCCUGCUGGCAGGGACGGGGCUGGCACGGGAGGUGUUUCCCACGGGGUGGGUCCUCCCCAGCCUGUGGGAGGUGGUGGUGGCUGCUCCAGGAUGGGGCAGACCCUGGGCAUGGCUCCAUCCUCAGGGAGGCUGGGUUUGGGGUACCCCUCGCUCGAUGCUGGGGAUGCAGGGCUGAGGCAGCCCUGCCUUGGCCGCCUUUGGGGCUCCCUCCUGAUGCUGGAAAGCUGUAACUGGUUUGGGGACUGACUCUGGCUGCUGCCUGUGUGGGGAAAGGGCUGAGGGAAGCGGGAUUUUGGUGUAUCCAUGGCCAGGCUGGACUCCCAGUCCUGGGGUGAAGUUGCUGAAGUCUCCAGCCUGUGCCCCUGCCUGCUGGGGCUGCAUCCCACCUCAGUGCCCUGCAGCACUGCAGCUCAUACUGUGAACACAACCCCCUUUUUGCAGGGGCACUUUUUUUAUCCACAGCUCUUUAGGCCCAGGGUUUCCCCAUUUUGGGCUUCCUGUGGUCUCUGUCGAGGCUCCAAGAUGUUCAGGGCUGAGCUUCAAAGAUAUUUUUCAGUCCUGUUCUCCCUGAGGCCAAGGAGGCUUGUGCCUUCCCACCUGGCUCCUCACUGGAUGGAGAGGCAGGACUUGGGGCAGGGGGCUUUACCUUCUCUUAUUUCAGUGAAAUUGUCCUUUUGGAAGGGGAGGAGUGGCAAGAACCAUGUUUGUAGUGCCAUGGUGGGAGGCAGACAUGGAGAAAAACCCCCUGGGGGGGCACAUGUGGCUGCUUCUGGAGCCCACAGACCUCUCAGGAAGCUGUUGGUGCUCCCACCUUCUGCCUUGAGUCCCUGCUUGAGUCCCUUUUUCAAGUCGUGGAGACCCAGGCAGCCUUCCUUCCUGUGGUGGUGCUGGUCAGAUGGGGAAGUGCAGGAUGGGGCAGUCACCUUCCCUCUUCCCUGCCCAAGGCUGCACAGUCCCACCUGCCCCCAGCCCUGGGCUGCUCUCCCCAGCAUCUCCUCCUCCUUGCCACCAGCCAUGGCACGAAGGCAGGUCCUUCCUGGGGUCCAGGUGACCCCUCUGGGCUGGUUUGGACCCAGGCUGGUGCCAGGCUGUCUCUCCCCUGAGAUGUGUUGCUUUGGUGCUGGAAGCCUCAGUGCUUUUAAGUGGGGGCAGGUGGGAAUGCCCCAGUUAGGAUGUCCUGGAUAAAUAUUCAAGGGCUGAGAGCCUGGCUCCCUCUCCACAACCACGUGUUGAGUGAGCCCAGGAGCAUCUGCAUCCGUCCCUGCAUACUCCCUCCACCCUGGGCCAGUUUUCAGCCCCACUCUGUCCCUCCAGUUGCUGCUCCAGCCAAAGACAGACACUUCACCUCAUUUGUCUCUUUUUGAUACUUUUUUAAAAAGCUGUGGGUUCCCCCCCAUCCUUAAUAAAUUUCUACCUGUAUUUAAUGAGA
Molecule: messenger RNA, 4254 nt
Organism: Pyrgilauda ruficollis (rufous-necked snowfinch)
Lineage: Eukaryota; Metazoa; Chordata; Aves; Passeriformes; Passeridae
Gene: RHBDF2
Product: rhomboid 5 homolog 2
Exons: 19
Coding region: 353-2824 (823 amino acids)
Biological process (GO): regulation of protein secretion; regulation of epidermal growth factor receptor signaling pathway
Cellular component (GO): endoplasmic reticulum membrane
Molecular function (GO): serine-type endopeptidase activity
Source: RefSeq, a predicted model, not a curated record